AUGCACGAUUAUAUAAGAAUAAAUCAUAUUAAAUUAGAACAAGAAUUAACAGUUGAUGAAUAUUAUUCAUUAAAUUCUGGGUUAAGAAUAAUUUUAAGUAAAAUAAAAAGUCCUAAGAUAUAUGGUUAUUUUACAUUACUAACUGAAGCAGAAAAUGAUGAGGGAUUACCUCAUACCUUAGAACAUCUAAUUUUUUUAGGUAGCUAUAAAUAUCCUUAUAAAGGAUUACUAGACUUCUUAGCAUAUAAAUGCCUUUCAGAAGGAACAAAUGCUUGGACAUCAAUUGAUCAUACCUCUUAUACAAUUGAAACAUUUGGAAUAGAAGGUUUUUGUAACAUCUUACCUAUUUAUCUAGAUUUUAUUUUAAAUCCAACUUUAGAAGAAGAUGCGUUUUUAUCAGAAGUUCAUCACAUUUUUGAAAAUGGUACUCAUAAUGGAGUUGUUUAUUCUGAAAUGAAAUCAAUAGAAAAUAAUUGUGAAAAUAUUGUUGAAAGAACAAUAAUUACUAACCUUUAUCCUAAUGAUAAAAGUGGAUAUAAGUAUGAGACAGGAGGAACAUUAGAUGGUUUAAGAAAAACUAACAAUAAUAGAGUAAAAGAAUAUUUUAAAAAAUUUUAUAAGUUAAAUAAUUUUGCAAUAAUCAUAUUUGGAAAUUUUGAAAAUGAUGUUAUUUUAAAUAUAAUACACGAUUUUGAAAAAUAUCAUUUAGAUUUAAAUCCAGAUCAAAGAAAAAAAGUUAAUGUAAAUGUUAGAAAUAAUUAUAACCUAUGCAAAGAACUUUUUUUACAGGAUAUUCAAAGUUUGAGUAGACCUUGGAGUAAAAAGGAAAAUGUUGAAAAAAGAAAUAAUUCUAAAAUUAUAAAAAAGUACUACCCAUGUAAUAAUUUAAAUAAUGGGCAAAUAAGUUUAGGAUGGAGAGGAUGUGAAUGGAACCAAUUUAAGACAAAAUUGUCUCUCAGUUUGCUAGGAAAUUACUUAACUGAUCUAACUACCUCACCUGUUAGCAAAAGAUUGUUAGAAGAUAAAGAUACUUAUUGUAGCGGUUUGGAUUUUUCUCUUGAAGAUUUAAAAGAAAAUUAUUUUACUAUAGAUAUAUAUGAUGUUCCCUAUAAAUACAAAUUUCAUAAAAAUGAAGUAAAAGAAAAAAAUAAAAUAAAUAGUAAUUUAAAAAAUCAGAAUAAUAUACAAGAAACAAGUGAACAAACGAUAAAUAAAUUCCAAGAUAAUAAUAAUAUAAUUAAGAAAGAAAUAAAUAUAAAUUCUUCUAGUACUAAUAAUGAUAAAGAUAAAAAUAUAAAUAAUAAUAUUAAUAUUAAUAAUAAUGGUUAUUAUAUAAAUAACAAUCUCACUGUAAAGGAUGUUAAUGAAUGUACUACAACAGAUUUCUCUAAUAAUAUUAAUGAAGUAAAAAUAAAUUUAGUUGGUGAUAUAACAAGAAAUUGCUUAAAAGAAGUUUACGAUAAACAGUUAAAUAUGGAAAAACUAAAAAAUAUAAUAAUUAGAUCUUAUCUCCAACAUUUAAGGGAUUUAGAAACAUCUCCGCAAUACUUAUUAAAUGAAUUUAUCAUAAAAUACUUUAUUUAUGGAAGAAAUAUUGAUGAUUUAGAGAAGUGUCUAAAUUUGAAGAAAAUAUAUAUAGAUUUAUUAAAUGAAAAUGAAAAUUAUUGGAAAGAAAUAUUAAAAACGUAUUUUAUUGACAAUUAUUAUACUGAAGUAAGGUGCUAUCCUAGUCUUAAAAAAGCUAAGGAGAUAGAACUAUUUGAAAAAAAAUUAAUUGAAAGUGAACAAAAAAAAUAUGGUACAGAAAAAUUAAAUAAAAUGGUAAGAAAUAUUAAAAAAAUCAAGGAAAAUCUAGAAAAAAAACCACCUAAAAAUUCAUUGGAUGUAGUACAAUCUGCAAAACCUAAAAAUGUUAAAAUUGAAGGUAUUACUAUUUUUAGAAAUUUUAAGAGUUUAGAAAAUGAAGAAUAUGUAAAUAAUAACAACAAAAAUUCUUCCGAAGCAUAUAAGAACGCAUUAAAUGAAAAUAUGCAACUUUUACAUACUAUACAAAAUGAUUUAAAAUGCAUAAUUUUCCCUGUUCAGUUAAGUAAUAUUCAGUCUAACUUUGUUUCAAUAAAUGUAUUAAUCAAUUCAAACAAAAUUAGCUCAGACUUAAAAAAAUAUAUUCCUUUAUUAAGUUAUUUAUUAUUUGAAACAGAUAUAGAAAUUAAUAACAGAAACGUAAAAUGCGAAUUGUUUAUUGAAGAAAUGAUAAGAAAUACUAUAAGUUAUGACUGUAAUUAUGGACUAGGUGAAAGUGCAAAGAGUUUUAAAGCAGGUAAUUUGAGUAAUAUUUUAUGUAUACAAAUUAUUGGAUUAUUAGAAAACUACGAAAAAUUAUUUGAUCUUUUGUUUUUAUCUAUAUUUAAAAUGAAUAUAAAUAUAGAAAGAUUGGAAAUAAUUUUAAAAUCUGCUUAUCAAAAUUUGUUACAAAAAAAAACUAAACCAAAAACAUUAGUUCUUAAUUUAGAAUAUGCAUUAAGAUACAUGAAGAAUAGUAAUUCAGGAUUAGUUUCUAUUGGUCAACAAGAGUUAGUUUUAAAAGUUAUUGAAAAUAAAAAUAAUUUGGAAGAAUUACUUAAUAAAUUAAAUACAUUAAAAAAUUUACUUUUUGAUCUAAAAAAUAUUUCAUUAGUUAUUGAUGCUGAUUUUCAUAAAAUAAAAAAUAUAUUCUCAUGGUAUCAUAAAUGGUUUAAUGUAGAUAAAAAUUCUAAUUAUACUGUUAAUACUCCAACAAUAAAUUUCUGCUUUCAAAACGAUAUAAAUACAAUGAAUUGUCAAAAUUCGAAAUAUUUAGAUGAUAAAAUUAACAAUAAUGAUAAUAAUAAUUACACUGAUAAUAUAAUAAAUAAUAAUAAUAUUAUAAAAUCAUGUGAUAAAGAUUCAAAUAUAAGUAGUAAUUCCCAUGUAAAUACUUCUAAUAUUCUUGAAAAUAUGGAAAGAAAAGCUAAUAAUAAAUAUAUUUCAUUAGGUCCAAGUGUUCAUAAGAGUUUAAAAGAAUACUUAGAUGUACAAUUUGAAAGUGAAGAUAAAAAUUUUAAAUCAAAUAUAAUAAAUGAUAAGUCUUAUAAUGGUAUUGUAUGUGGUAUCAAAAGUACUGAUGUUUCAUAUUUGAAAUUAACUAUAAAAGUUCCAUCAGGAUAUUUCCAUGAACAUUAUUGUGACUUGCUAAUAUUAAGAGAGUUUUUUUCAAUGAUUGAAGGACCAUUAUAUAGUAGCAUUAGAGGAGGAGGAUAUUCUUAUGAAUGUUCUUUAGAUUAUAAUUGCAUUUUAGGUGAAUUGAGUUUAUGUAUAUAUAGAUCAAGUGAUAUUAUUAGUGCAUUAAAAGAAGCUUUAAAAAUAUUUGAUUAUUAUUGUAAUAAUGAAAUGAAAGAAGAUGAACUUUCCAUAGCUAAAAGUAGUGCCUACUACAAUAUUUUCAAUAAGCAAGAAACUGUAUGUGAUAGAACAUCUCAAACAAUUUUCUUAAGUUUAAAAAAUUUGAACUUAAAUUUCUAUGAAACCUUAUUGUCCAGAAUUGAAAAUGUUACAUCAAAAAAUAUAUUACAUGUGUGCAAAAAAUAUUUAUCAAGAAUGGUCAAUUUCCGAAUUGACAAAAAUAAUGCUUUAAUAGGCUCCACCUUAUCUAUUAUUUGCUGUUCAGAAAAAACUGAAGAAAUUGCAAGUUGUUUAAAAAAAGAUAUCAAAUUUGGAGAUAUGUGUAAUUUAAAUGUUACUCAAUUAUUUCACUUUUUUAAAACAUUUGAUAUAGAAUCUUCAUUAAAAGCAUCAGCAUAUAACCCAAACAAUGAAUUUGAAAAUAAAGAUGAUUAUAAAAAUGAAAUAGAUAAUAUAGACAAUUUAGAAGACGAUGGCAACUACGAUGAUGAUGAUGAUGAUGAUGAUGAUGAUGAUGACGAUGAUGACGAUACUGAUGACUCAUUAACUAGUUCUAGCUGUUCUGCACUAUCAGAUGAUGAUAGUUAUCCUGGUUAUUCGGAAGAUUAA
Plasmodium relictum is the source of this 4029-nucleotide messenger RNA. Its product is annotated as insulinase, putative. Bases 1 to 4029 code for a protein of 1342 amino acids. The transcript has a single exon. Gene Ontology annotation, molecular function: metal ion binding. The record is from RefSeq and is a predicted model, not a curated record. Lineage: Eukaryota; Apicomplexa; Aconoidasida; Haemosporida; Plasmodiidae.